AUGUCAUCUGCGGAGUACCGCCAAUUCUGGUCAGGAUUCAUUGAUCUGUACCGUCAGAACGAGUGCCUGUGGCGUGUCAGGAGCCCGGACUAUGCCAACAGAAUCAAGCGGAAUCGGGCAUAUCAGCAGCUUAUUGAGUACAGUAGAGGCAAAAACUCUGAUGUUGAUGUCGAUUGGGUGAAGAAAAAAAUUUCAAAUUUCCGAACAGUGUUCGUGAAGGAACGCAAGAAGGUGCAAGAUUCACAGCGAUCCGGAGCCGGGACUGAUGAGGUCUAUAAACCGACGCUGUGGUACUAUGACCAAAUUCAGUUCAUUAUAGAGCAAGAGGCGCGGGUAAGGUCACGGGACGCUCUAGAUCCAGAGUCUCCAGUUCUUGUCGAAGAGGAGGCCCAGGAGAGUCUGGAUCUGGAUGCUACCCCGGAGCUGGAGGUGGAGCCUACCACAGGCCAAGGGGCAGAAGUGGAGGAGCCGGUAGCGGAGCCGGUAGCGGAGCCGGUGGCACCCCCACAGGCGCGCCCAGGAAGACCGAGGCGCACGGCAAGGAGGACCACUUCUGCAGCCUAUAGCACCCCCUCUGGCUCCCAGCAGUUUUUUCAACGCGCUGAGGAGGUUUUGCAUAGGCCCCCGGAUGCCGAACAACAAUUUGGCAAUUUUAUUGCAUCGGAAAUGCGCCUGAUGACGGAUGAUCAAAAAUUCAUCGUCCAACGGUUAGUCAAUGAGAUUGUCUCACGUGGCAGGCGCCAAACACUGGUGUCGGCGUGUGAGAUAGUGCCAACUGACCCUUGGUAUCACCCAAAUUUGUCCCGUCCCCCCUUCCCAAACAACCCCCCCAUGGAGCAUGCGCCGGUAAACCCCCCUCAGCAACCAAAAAGGGUGAGGGCAAAGCCAGGUGAUGAUGGGCAGAAGGAUCAAAGUAGGAAGAAGUAA
Pseudophryne corroboree (corroboree frog) is the source of this 927-nucleotide messenger RNA. RefSeq lists its product as uncharacterized. The transcript is spliced from 3 exons. NCBI's taxonomy places the organism in Eukaryota, Metazoa, Chordata, Amphibia, Anura, Myobatrachidae. Bases 1 to 927 code for a protein of 308 amino acids. The record is from RefSeq and is a predicted model, not a curated record.